UCCAAGUGGGGAAGGCAAGGUAGGAGAGCAUAUAGACGCAUUACUGCAGCAGCCCACAGCGGCAAAACGCGCGUCACUUUCACGGGGGGGAAAAAACCAUCAGAUUUAGGAGAUUUGUAGGGAAAAGUGAUCAAAUCUGCAUCCUUUCUGGAAAGACUUGAAUGCUGGGAUUGAUUGCAUCUUCAUGUGGUUUUUCUUCACCGAACUGACCACCUGACUACUUCUUCUUGGUCUCAUUGCGACACUUUUUGGAACUCAACUCCUCUCAUCCGCCUCGGAAAAAAAAAACAAUCCUAUGUGAUUUUUUGCGGUUUUUAUUUUGUUUCGCUUCAGUGCCGGACUUGGAAACAGCGCCUCCUCUGCUGAGUCAGCACAAACAGCUGCAUAGAAGAUGUCCGCCCCAGAUGCUGCCGCCCCAGGUGCUCCAGGAGCCCCCGGUGCAGAUGGAGCCCCGGGAGGCCAACCCGCCGGGCCGCCCAACACCUCCAGCAACCGCAGGCUGCAGCAGACCCAGGCCCAAGUGGAGGAGGUGGUGGACAUCAUGAGGGUGAACGUGGACAAGGUUCUGGAGAGGGACCAGAAGCUCUCUGAGCUGGACGACAGAGCGGACGCUCUGCAGGCCGGGGCGUCGCAGUUUGAGAGCUGCGCUGCCAAGCUGAAGAACAAGUACUGGUGGAAGAACUGCAAGAUGAUGAUCAUGAUGGGCAUCAUUGGAGUCAUUGUGGUGGGCAUCAUAUUCUUGUACUUCUUCUACUAAGCGCCGCCUCAUCACUAAAGACGGAUAUGGACUUGAGAAAGUUGUGAGAUGGAUGACAGCGAAAGAGAUAAAAAAAAAAAAAAAAAAUCCAAGCACCACCCUUUUAUCCUCCCUCUCCUCCCCUCCCCUCGCACAUCACACAUCACGGCAGCUUUUGUUUUGUCUUAACUGUUCAUCCUCAUGCAUUAUUGAGGGAAACGGAGUGGGGAGGAAGAAGGACCUAUGUGGUGAUUUCGCCCGUCCUUUCUAUCUGGGAUUUUACCAAAGCGGAAUAUUGCUGUUGACAAACUUUGCUACGUUUGUAAACAAAGACACGCCAUUGUUGUUGCCGCCUACUAACACAAAACACGCAUCUUUUCUUUGGGAGUGUGUUGAUUUCCGAGGUGACGGUUCCACGUGAUGUGUUCCCAGGAGCAAAAGAGAGAUGCAGACACUGAGAAACAUACUUGUCAACCCUCCCGAAUUUUCCGGGAGACUCACGAAUUUCAGUGCCUCUCCCGAAAAUCUCCCGGGACAACCAUUCUCCCGAAUUUCUCCCGAUUUCCAGCCGGACCUGAGUGAGGACAGCCUGUCUUCAUGUCCACUUUUCCUCCAUAUAAACACAUAUAAGUCCCGUUAUAACAUCUACGGCUUUUGGAGCUCAGUACGCAACUGCACACACAACAAGAAGGAGACUAUUAUAUAUGUCUCCAUUAUCCGUAGGUUUAUCUAUAACCCAGCCGGCACGUUAAUACACUGACACACAACAUCCGGAUUCCCAUCAUGCAUUGCUUCAAAACUACGGCAAGUAGUAAUGUCCAAACAAAGAUAGUGACAGAGAAUAGAACGAGGAUGGACAAUUCAACCCUAAACUCACUCCUUUUCUGCAAAUUAAAUUUCACCUAUGCUUCAAAGGCUGUGCUACUGGCUGCAAAGCAUUGCACUUUCAAAUACAACAAUGAGUAGAGAGGAGUGUUAUGUGUGUGUUUAUGUGUAAAUAAAUGAACACUGAAAUGUAAGUAUUUAUUUUAUAUAUAUAUAUAUAAAUAAAAGAAAUACUUGAAUUUCAGUGCAAAUUCAAGUAUUUAUUAUAUAUCCAUCCAUCCAUCUUCUUCCGCUUAUCCGAGGUCGGGUCGCGGGGGCAGCAGCCUAAGCAGGGAAACCCCGGACUUCCCUCUCCCCAGCCACUUCGUCCAGCUCUUCCUGUGGGACCCCGAGGCGUUCCCAGGCCAGCCGGGAGACAUAGUCUUCCCAACGUGUCCUGGGUCUUCCCCGCGGCCUCCUACCGGUCGGACGUGCCCUAAACACCUCCCUAGGGAGGCGUUCGGGUGGCAUCCUGACC
Nerophis lumbriciformis (worm pipefish) is the source of this 2078-nucleotide messenger RNA. RefSeq names its product vesicle-associated membrane protein 3-like. Gene Ontology annotation, cellular component: membrane. NCBI's taxonomy places the organism in Eukaryota, Metazoa, Chordata, Actinopteri, Syngnathiformes, Syngnathidae. The record is from RefSeq and is a predicted model, not a curated record. Gene Ontology annotation, biological process: vesicle-mediated transport.